Molecule: messenger RNA, 459 nt
Organism: Lactuca saligna
Lineage: Eukaryota; Viridiplantae; Streptophyta; Magnoliopsida; Asterales; Asteraceae
Source: the annotation of a GenBank genome assembly
AUGGCAAGCACUGGGAUUUCUCACAUAGGAUCGGUGAAAUCCAAACUAACCGUUCGAACCAUGGGUAUGCUUGUUCGGAAGUACCAUAUCGAUCCCAAAUUCCACCCUCGCUUUCCAGAGGCCAACGAUGUCAUCACUGACGCUCCUGAAGGCUUCGUGGGGGAUUAUCGAGUAUUCUUCAACUACUUCUACCUUCCUAUAUCUAAUGAAUAUUGGGUUCCCUUCUCCCUUCACAAUGGUUUGGUGGAGCUAUGUGAUGGCCUUCCCACUUCUACCAAGUAUCGGAAGGAAAAGUUCUUCUUCGUUCAUGCAUCUGCCUUUUCCGACCUUAUGGCGUAUGGUGCAACUGCUGACAGGGUUGCCGACCCCGUCCCCAAACUCUCGCCUGAUGAAAUGCUGACAAUGAAGAGGUUAGCAAGCAACUUUGUUUGGUGGGCAGAUACUGAUGAAGCAGUGUAG